CUCUCUCAGCUAUAAAAUUAGCUUCCUUGUGACACUUGAGUGAAUUCUUGCAUGGCAACUACCUAGCACACAUUGAAUGCUCACUGUUAGCCAAUGUUAAUAUUGUUACUAUUAGUGAAAAAAGCUGACAUUCCUCUAUCAAAAAACCCGAGACAACUAAAUCAGAUAUCUGCAAGGCUCUUCAUUCCAAAGUAUCUUUUCAGUGUAAAGAGGCUGUAAUAGGAAAUGCUGGAGGGUUAAAGAGGGAGGUGCAGGUUGCAUUUAUUAGGGAAGGCUUCCUGGAAGACAUGGUGUCUGGGCUGAGGCUGGAUAACAGUUUGGCAAGGUAGAGGCUGUUCCAGGGGCUGAGAAAGUCAGAGGUCCUCAAACUGCGGCCCACGGGCCACAUGAGGCAGUGUGAUUGUAUUUGUUCCCGUUUUGUUUUUUUACUUCAAAAUAAGAUAUGUGCAGUGUGCAUAGGAAUUUGUUCAUACCACAGGCGCCGUUUUUUUUUUUUAACUAUAGUCCGGCCCUCCAACGGUCUGAGGGACAGUGAACUGUCCCCCUGUUUAAAAAGUUUGAGGAUACCUGCUCUAGUGGGUUCCACAGGGAACUCCUUUAUCUGGAAGGAGGAGAGGAGGGAGUCACAUCCUUCCUCAAAGAUCUUAGAGAGGGAAGGGGCAUGCAGGAUAGUUCCCUUUACUCUGCCCCCAGCACCCCAGAACAGGCUGCUGCCAUCCCUUGAACCCAUGCAGGCCAGAGGGUUGGGGGAGCCAGGCUUGUUUGGCCUUGGUCAAGUUGAGGGUCAAUGGGGAGAUGGCCCUUUCAGAUGGGCAUGCCUCCCUUCGAAUCUGUUUUCAAGGACCAGCUUCAGCCUUGCUGGGGGAUCUGGGAGGGAGGUGUCCCUUGCCACCCCUGGCCUUUUCUUCCCUGCCCUGUCUAGGGCCUCAGUCCUGAGCUUGCUUCUACUCCAGGUGGGGGUGGGGAUCUCCCACCCUACGUGUGCCGCUUGCUGAGUAUGGAGUCCUUACAUUUAUAUACCUUCUCUACUGACUUGCAAACCAAAAAUAAUGCUUUCUUAAAAAGUAAUGUUUCUUCCAGAGUUGGAGUGUUGUUCUGAUCUUGCUUGACUCACACCUCCCAGCCUGCCUAUCCCCGGCGGUGAGGAAACUCUGGACACUGUCACUGGGCAUCUCUGCCAUCAGCCUUUUCCUGGUCUUAGAAGAUGAGGAGAAUUAAGCUUCCCUGAGACUUCAGGGCUGACCCUACACUCUGCAAAGUAGAUGCCUCCCAGGGACCACAUUCCAGAGGCUGUGAUAAACCACCCUCCUCCCAACCCCCUCAACCUCACUCUGUCAUACCACCUGAAAUUCUGUGACAGUCACUUUUCUGCAGAGAUUCUCAAGUUGCAGCGUGCACAAGAAUCAUCUGGGACUUGUUAAAAGAGAUGUAAAUGAUCAGCUAUUUGAGAAGCACUGAGAUGAGGCUUUACUAACCCCAGAAGGCCUUUGCAGCCAUGUUAGAACACCUCGGGGGUAAUAUCUGUACCCCUUUCUCUGGGUGCUUUAGGGCUUGCAAAGCACCUUCAUGCAACUUAGCCCACUAGUUCCUCAAAGUGAUCCUGUAACAUUCUAUAGAUGGGGCUCACCUGUAAAAGCAUGUGCCUUGCCCAUUUAGAUAGCUCGUCGGAACAGGGCUGGGAUCCAACCCUGGGCCUUGUCCCAUGCCACCUCCUACCCCAGACGGUUUUGUCAGGUUGGCCAGCCCAGCCUUGGAGAGCACAGAUACCUGCAGGUUUGGGUGGGAUAAGCAGUGUGGCACCCUGGCGGGGCCAGUCCCUAUAGUAGCACUGAAUUUGGGGGUGGGGAAGAGAGUGUCCAAUGCUUCCCUGUGAACAGAGUUGUCAAGAACAGGCUCCUGAUUGCCCCCUUUGCCAGGUACAUAAGGUACCCUCGAGAAAGACGAGGAAUCUAACCCCCGAGAGAAAUGCUGGGCCAGGCCCCGCUGGCAGCCUCACCCAGGUUGGGCUGGGCCUCAGGGACUUUCUGUGGUUUUUCUUCAAGCUUCUCUCCCUUCAGAAUUGUCAGCCAUGGGAAAACUUAGGUGGGAACUGGGGCCCCACAGAUGGGGCCCUCUAUCCCAGUGUCAUCAAUGGACCUGGGAAUAGUGGGUCUGGCUUCAGCCAAUGAGAAGUGCUCACAGAUGGGUGGCCCCCAGCGCAUACCGUGUGCUCCCCGCUACUUGUGGCUUCAGCACUCCAAGGCUCUAGCUCUUCUGGAGACCCAGGGGUCCAUCACCCUGCCUCCACCUCCCUCCUCUUUAGCCCUCGCUUCUUUCUAGCCUUCUGCACCUCUGUCAAUAAGCAACACUUUCAUUAAAGGCGCAUAGCUGAGUGGACUCUGGUUUUCUGCAGAGACCCUAACUGAUAUCCACACUGGAAUGUAGAAGGACGCACAGGAGAAGGGAAGAGGACACGAGGGAGGUGACAAGUCCAGGCUCUCUCAGCAGGGACUCAGUGAAGAAGGGCCGGACCUCAGGGGCUGCUGGUGGAGCAACUCGGGGAGCUGGGCCCAGCAUUUCUGGGUGGUAUCCACAUCCCCUCCCCUCCGGGAAAUCUAACUCCCAGGCCCUGGCUCCUGGUGCAUGUCACGCUGUGAAAAGUCUUGAUUCCUGAGCAGGGAGAGGCAGGGUGAAGGGACAUUCCACUCCCAGCUCCCUCCUCUCCUGUAUCACAGAAAGCAGAAGCUGAGAGGGAACACCAGGCUCCUCUCUGACUUCCAUCCACACCUAUCUUUCUGGAUCCCUCCUGUCAUAAUGGGAGACUGUCCCUGUCCUCCCCUUCCCUCCGCUCUCCCCUCCCCCUUCUUCAGAGAUGUGCCCCCCGGGGAAACUAUUCCCCCUCUUCCAUCUCUCUUUCCUGCUUCUUUCCCAGCAGCAGGGAGGGAAUUCAGAUCUUCCCAUCAAAAACAAAAUGAAGGCCAAGUGCCCGUGGCUUACUCCCGCACUCCUAGCACUCUGGGAAGCCCAGGCUGGUGGAUUGCAUGAGCUCCGGAGUUUGAGAUCAGCCUGAGCAAGAGCGAGACCCCAUGUCUACUAAACAGAAAAAUUAGCCAGGCAUUGUGGUGGGCGCCUGUAGUCCCAGCUACUUGGGAGACUGAGGCAGGAAGAUCCCUUGAGCCCAAGAGUUUGAGGUUGCUGUGAGCUGUGAUGCCCCAGCACUCUACCGAGGGCGACAUAGUGAGACUCUGUCUCAAUUAAAAAAAAAAAAAAAGAAAAGGACAAAAUGAAGCAGAGAAUACUUCAAACCCGGUUGCUUCUCUACCUCUACCCUAUUGUUCCUCACUCCUUGAUGAACUUUUUUUUUUUUUUGCAGUUUUUGCGAUUUCUGGCCGGGGCUGAGUUUGUACCCGCCACCUCCAGCAUAUGGGGCCAGCACCCUACUCCUUUGAGCCACAGGCACCACCCAUUCAUGAACUUUUUACCAACACUUUCCUCCCCAGCAACCCCCAACCGUGGAAUUGCCAUUUAAAGCUAUGCUGCAAUCAGCUGUGAUGUUUGUCACAAGUUACCUAUUACUGAAACUGGCAAACUAUAUCCACCUAAGUCAGGCAGUUUCAAGGUCCUCCCUGUAAGACCAUCAUCCCCCACCCUCACUCACAUGGUCCAUCUCUUCUACUCAGCCCCUGCCUGUACCAUGUGGGGCACUCUGAAUGUCCUACACAGCUACCUGGCACUUGCUGAUGGUUCCCUUUGCUUUCCCCCUAUUAGCUGGGAUCCCAGCUUAGACAUCCUUUCCUCCAAGGAGCCUUUCCUGAUGUCCCCAAAUCCAGAUAUCAAGAUGAGUGGGGAUGUAGCGGAUUCCACGGAUGCUCGCAGCACUCUCAACCAGGUGGAACCAGGAAAUGAUCGAAAUGGCCUAGAUUUCAACAGGCAGAUUAAAACAGAAGACCUCAGUGACUCCCUGCAGCAGACCCUCUCCCAUCGGCCAUGCCACCUGACUCAACCUGCCAUGAUGUCCGGAAACCAAAUGUCUGGGGACAUGGCUUCCCUCCAUCCACUCCAGCAGCUUGUGUUGGUUCCCAGCCACUUACAGUCCGUAUCCCAGUUCCUGCUAUCUCAGACCCCGCCUGGGCAGCAAGGUCUGCAGCCAAAUCUCCUCCCCUUUCCGCAGCAGCAAAGCAGUCUCCUCCUCCCACAGACCGGGACUAGCCUAGCCUCCCAGGCAGUUGGGUGUCCGGGGCUGCCAGGAUCCUCUUUAGAACCCCACCUGGAAGCAUCCCAGCAUCUCCCAGUACUGAAGCAUCUCCCCAACUCUGGAGGGGCUGAUGAGCCCAGAGACCUCGAGGAGCUGGAGAAGUUUGCCAAGACCUUCAAGCAGAGGCGCAUUAAGCUGGGCUUCACACAGGGAGACGUAGGGCUGGCGAUGGGGAAGCUGUAUGGCAAUGACUUCAGCCAGACUACCAUCUCACGAUUUGAGGCCCUCAAUCUGAGCUUCAAGAACAUGUGCAAGCUCAAGCCGCUGCUGGAGAAGUGGCUGAAUGAUGCAGAGUCCUCUCCAUCAGACGCCUCGGGAAGCACACCCAGCUCGUAUCCCACCCUCAGCGAAGUAUUUGGUAGGAAGAGGAAGAAAAGGACCAGCAUAGAGACCAACAUCCGCCUGACUCUGGAGAAGAGGUUUCAAGAUAACCCAAAACCCAGCUCAGAGGAAAUCUCCAUGAUUGCAGAGCAGUUGUCCAUGGAGAAGGAGGUGGUGAGGGUCUGGUUCUGCAACCGACGCCAGAAGGAGAAGCGAAUCAACUGCCCAGUGGCCACACCCAUCAAAUCGCCUGUCUAUAAUUCCCGGUUGGUCUCCCCCUCAGGGUCUCUGGGCCCCCUCUCUCUCCCUCCUGUCCACAGCACCAUCCCUGGAACAGUAACGUCAUCCUGUUCCCCUGGGAACAACAGCAGGCCUUCGUCUCCUGGCUCAGGACUCCACACCAGCAGCCCCACUGCAUCUCAAAAUAACUCCAAAGCAACAGUGAAUUCCUCCUCCAGUUUUAACUCUUCAGGAUCUUGGUACCGAUGGAAUCAUCCCACCUACCUCCACUGAGACCAAAAAGUUUCUCCUACCCCACCCUGCCCUGUAUUGCCACUGGAAGGAAGGGAGUCAUGCCUUCUCUGUAUGGACAGAUUGUUUUCAGAAGAGUGAAAGAAAAUCCCCAUUAUCAAUGAAAACCCUUCUUCAGGAGCAAGGCCCUCCACAGAUGCAAACUGUGAUUGAACCAUGUUCUGACUCUGAAUGCUCUUGAUACAUAACCCUUCCUAGGAGUUUACCAUUUUCACCUUCCUUGCCUGUGCCCUUACUUUCUAGUUUCAAGUACUUUAGACAGCUUCACUGUGGCAUAGUCUUUCAGA
Molecule: messenger RNA, 5373 nt
Organism: Nycticebus coucang (slow loris)
Lineage: Eukaryota; Metazoa; Chordata; Mammalia; Primates; Lorisidae
Gene: POU2F3
Product: POU class 2 homeobox 3
Exons: 14
Coding region: 3638-5068 (476 amino acids)
Biological process (GO): regulation of transcription by RNA polymerase II
Cellular component (GO): nucleus
Molecular function (GO): DNA-binding transcription factor activity, RNA polymerase II-specific; RNA polymerase II cis-regulatory region sequence-specific DNA binding
Source: RefSeq, a predicted model, not a curated record